Molecule: messenger RNA, 598 nt
Organism: Canariomyces notabilis
Lineage: Eukaryota; Fungi; Ascomycota; Sordariomycetes; Sordariales; Chaetomiaceae
Exons: 2
Coding region: 121-549 (142 amino acids)
Source: RefSeq, a predicted model, not a curated record
GAAAUCUUUGAGGACGUUACAAAGCAUGUUGUUCAGCAUUUUCGAGGGAAUUUCCAGCCACUCAUCCUUCCAAUUCCGAAAGAAAUAAUCGAGAAUAUCGAGACUCAGAGAGAAGAGGCGAUGUGGGAAGUUUUCACACUUUUACAGAACGCAAAGCUCAAGCUUCUUGAUAGCGAGAGCAGCGUUGGUUGCUCGCCCGAGUGCCGCUUGCUUCAACUCGGCAGCCUUAUCAAGUUCCUGCAUGACCAAGGACUUCCCGAGAAUCUAACAGCAACCACAUCGUACGAGCACCUCAGCGUGAUGGAUCUCAUCGAGGCCAUCAGAGACAUCAACUUACCGGCGGAAAAUCGGCACUAUCCAAGCCGCGAACACUGCGAUUGCCAAUUCACGCUCACCAGUUUGUUAGAGCCCGGUGUUAAGAAAGCUGCUGAAAACCUGGACAUAAUGGGUUUCUGCCCUGAGGAUAUCUACGAGAGUUACGGUUACUGUUCCUGGGAAGACCUUGAUGCCAAGGAUGUUGCAAGACCUCGGAGUGGAAGGGUAGUAUAAUGCUUGCAGCUUAGAAAGAGACGGCUGGGAGCUCUUAACAGAGACUUGU